Drosophila grimshawi is the source of this 220-nucleotide messenger RNA. RefSeq lists its product as uncharacterized. Lineage: Eukaryota; Metazoa; Arthropoda; Insecta; Diptera; Drosophilidae. Bases 66 to 215 code for a protein of 49 amino acids. The transcript is spliced from 2 exons. Gene Ontology annotation, biological process: mitochondrial respiratory chain complex IV assembly. The record is from RefSeq and is a predicted model, not a curated record. Gene Ontology annotation, cellular component: membrane.
CACGCGUUGUUUAUUGUCGGCAUUUGAGAUUUUUUUUAGACCAUUUGCAUAUAGCAAGCAGCACAAUGGCAGUUUUGCGCGGUUGGAGAUUCAUGGCGUUUGUGUCCUGCAUAAUUGGAGCCGUUGGAUUAACUUUAUAUCCAGUUGUAGUGGAUCCCAUGAUAAAUAGCCAAAAAUACAAAUCGCUGCGAGAUCAAACGAUACACAAAAAAUAAUACAA